AUGGCAAAGUCGAAAGCCAGUCAGUCGCAGGCAAAGCCAAGGGCAAAGAAAGCAGCGGUCAAAGGCAAGUCAUGUCGAGAAGUUCCUUCCCCAAAGAUCAGCUCCAGUGAUUCGACCCCUGUAAGAUCCUUGCCAAAAGUAGCAAGCGCUGCAGAAACGAGUGCAACGGAGAAAGAGCCGCGAGAGCUGGCGGCGAAAGGAAAACGUCAGAAGAGAGACGCUGACAAAGAGUCAGAGAGGAAAGACGAGCCAAAGGCGAAAUUUGUUAGCUUGAAACUGCCUCCUUCCACCGCAAGGCCGUCGGCGGGCGGAAAAGACAGAGUGGCACCGCUGGAGCAAGCCAAGACCUCCACCGCCGUGCACGCGCAGCAAAUGGAGAGAAGCGAGGCCCGGAAAAGCGCUGCGUCACUGGCGACAAUCGACGGACGAGAAAAGGAUGCUGGAAAUGUCUUGGAAAACAAAGGGACGUCUGAUGGAAAGUUGGCCUCAAAAGUAGGCCAAGCUUCCGAUACGUUGUCAAAGGCAGUCACCGCUGCUGUGGGCACGCAGAGUGGAGCAACCAAAUCAAAACGCUCCACUGUCGAGGUGACGUUAGAAGAAGAGCGCAACAUGGACGCGCAAGGUGGGAAAAGAGGUCGUCCGGGAAGGGAUGAGAUUGUCUCCCGGAAGGGCUCCGAGACCUUGGAAGGUAGAGAAGACGAGCAAAGGCGUCCAAAGAACGUCAAAGUGGCGCCAAACGAAGAGCGUGAAAAGCUUCAGGCGGCAAAGAGCAUGGAAAGUGCGGAGGACGGAGCGACGAAGAGCGGACGUUCUGAAGAGGUCAACGUGACGUCAAAUGGGGACCUAGUGACUGUGGAGGCCACGCAAAGCGGGCCAAGAAAGCGAGGACGUCCAAAAAAGGUCAGAGUUGCACCAGGAGAGGGGCUUGGAAAGGUGGAGAACGUCAAGACCGAUGAAGGCGGCGAGGUGCAGGUUUUCGGACACGAGAUGAUCGAGCCCAGCAGCUGUAGAGAUCCUUCGGAAAAGGUUUUGGAAGGCGAAACGGAUGUAGCUUCGAAGAGAGAGGAAGAACCAUCGGAGGGAUCCAAGACACCGAACGGGAACAAAGACGGGUUGUCUGGCCAGACGACUCAACCACCUCAACCCGAGGAGGCGCAAGGUAGCACGCCAACGAAGAUGUCAUCCACAGCGAAAGGGCAGCCCAAGUUGCUUCACAUCACAGAGUAG
This is a messenger RNA of Klebsormidium nitens, 1227 nucleotides long. Lineage: Eukaryota; Viridiplantae; Streptophyta; Klebsormidiophyceae; Klebsormidiales; Klebsormidiaceae. The record is from the annotation of a GenBank genome assembly.